AUGCAGUGCCGCAACCAUUCGGCCAGACGUGUUUGGAACACCAGAACCGGAUAUUGUGAGGACUGUGACUGGUCUUUGCGCUUGCUGGAGCAGGAGUUGCGGUUGUGCCUAGAUCCACAGCAGCCAGUCGUUAACAGGCAGCGCAGGUUCUUCUUCUUGUGCCCACGACGAAAACAUGGCUUCACGUCACGUUGCUCCGGAGCAGAUUCCAUUUGCAGGAAGUGCAAAGACAUCCGCUACAAGAGCAGUGUAGCCAGCGAAGGACACGAGGACAACUGGCCUAGUCUUGCAGAGGUUGGGCCCACUGUAAGCUUCGAGAGGCCCGCGUUGGCGCGGGGCCUCGUGGUGCGGGUAGACCCGAACGUGCUCGAUUUGCAAAAACGCAAAGUAGACUUGCAACGAUCUCUGAACGCGGAGCGCUUGGAUGCCUGUGUCCAUGUCAGCCGCAAUGUGCGGGAAGCUUUUCGCAGCGCACCCCCCAGCCCUUGCGAGAGCGAGAUUCUGAAUGAGCUGUUCCAGCGGUUUCCGGAGGCUGUUCAGCAAGAGAUGGACCGCGUCGUGGAAGCUUGUGCCUUUGCAGAGCGCCUGGCUGGCUACCGAGCCAUCCCUGUAUUCUACAAAGCAGCAACCAUGAAUUGGGCACCGUCUCGCUGGUCCGAUGCGCCGAGGGAAAGUGCGGCGGACAGUUUUCUGGCAGGAGUGGCAGACAGGAACAGUCGAUCCGGAGACUUGGCCUGCGCAGUGGAAGUGAAGGGUCAUCGCUUCUUGCUUGCUGAGCCUCGCUCCGGAUGCGAGUAUAGCGGAUUACAGACCACAAAGGAGAACCACAUGGUCUUCAUCGUCACACGACAGCAAGCCGACCGAUGUGUUCAGACUCUGCAGAAAUUUCCCUUCCGCGGGCUCGUCGAGCUCUUGAAAACACAGAAACCAAGCCACCACGACCAGCUGAACUGCAAGGGAUGCGAUCUUCUGGGUCGGUGUUGUGGCGCAUCCCAGUCUAAAUACAUUGCCCGAAGCUUCUGCGGCUUCAACGACGGCGGAGCCAGCGCCCGCCUGGUUUUGAGAGGCUUGCCAGGCUUUGCGGACAGGGACUUCGUGGAGGACAUCUUGCGUGACGUUGCAGGGACCUUGAGCUUAUCGGAUCCCGAGGCCGGCUUGCGAUGGAUUUCUGUGUACGUGCGGAACCGGCGAGACGGUGCUUGUGAGGCCCAUGUGGACUUCGACCAUGCCGAGCUUGCCGGCCAGGUCUUGGAGCUGGCAAAGGAUAUCCUGCGAGCGAGACUGGAGGGUGCAGAAAGAGCCAUUACUCCGCACUUUCAAGGCGGAGGCGGAGGCACUCUGUACGCCGCGGAUUUAUAUGGGGCAGAUCCCUGUGAUCCAGAGCUCCAGGCUGCUUUGGAGCAGACCGUGUUCCGAGCUGGUUGCGAGUGCUUAGGGUGGCUAUCAGCAGAGUCAGUAAGCGAUGGUCAGCAGGAUGAUUCCCCGGUCCCCGUCGUCCGCAUAAUCAGUGCCCCGCACUGGCUACAGAGGGCAAUGACACAGUUGCAGAGGUUCGGCGAGUGGCGUACCUUCCGCUUAAUCCUGCCGUGGCAGGUGUUCACAUGCUUGCACCAAAAGUUUACACUCGGAAUGCCUUCGAACUGGGUUCGAUGGGUGGUGGACAACAUGAGAACUGCGGCCGUUGAUGAAGAGUCCUUGCAAGAUUCUGCAGCAGCUUUUCGCGCGCACGCCAGAGGUUUGUCGCAAAUGGGAGACUUUCCAUCUCGGGCCACACGCCAGGUUUACAGAAACGACCAGUUCUGUUCUGAACUUGAGGAGCAGCACACCACUCUGCUCCGCCACGUGCACCUGUUCGGCAAGCCCACGGCCGCGAGCCAGCACUUUCAAGCACACCGUGCAGGUACGGACCAGGAUGAAGAUUCCGACGGAUCAUGGCAAGAUGACCCGUCCGACGAUGCUCUCGGUUCACAGUCUGCCACCGUGGAACCUGAUGGAUCCCAGUCUUCUCUCGACAAUGAAGCUGAGCACUGGGAGGCACAAAGUCCAGAAGCAGCGCCAGAGAUCCCCACUCAGGCGCAGACUCCACAGGAUGGGCCAAGUGGCUCCACCCUGAAGUGCGGGCGAUCGAAAGCAGCUUUCGACGCAAGGGAGUAUCGGCAAGAAAGCGACGACGACUACUUGGACCUUCAAGAAGGAGUCUGGGUCAUGUGGAACCCCGACACAGACCAGGAUGGAUGGUGCUGGGGCUCCAGCGGGGGCAAGCAAGGCUGGUUUCCGCGCUCCUUCAUGGAUGCGGAGCAUGACUACAGCACUGCAGGCUUGCUGCUGCAGACUGAGGUCUCUUCGCAGGGUUUCGCUCCAUCCUUUCGACUGGCGCAGGGCGGUUCUUGCGAUGUCUUCGACGUCCGACUUUGCGACAGACGAGUCGCAGCAAAGGUUCUCCACCAUCAGGAGAGCAGGUCCGUGGCGUGCGCAAUGUUGGACCAGCACCAGCUCUUUGCACAGGAAGUGGCUGCACUCAGGCGCAUCAGCCACCCCAACAUCGUGCGCAUGCUGGAUGCCGGCGUGGCCUCCUCCGGUGCUUUUGUCAUCCUCGAGGAGUUUGCCGGUUCGACAACUUUGAUGCACUGCCUCCAGGGGUUGGAGUGGAGGCAGCGCCUCGUGACGGCCACGCAGGUGGCCGAUGCCCUGUGCUACAUCCACAGCCAAGGAGUCCUGCACCGCGACAUCAAAAGUGCAAACAUCCUUGUCGAUGCCGAUGCGGUUGCAAAUGUCACGGCAGCCAAGAUCAGUGACUUUGGUUUGGCCAUAGGUGUUCAAGAAAGAGCUUUACGUGGAACCCGCCACAGCACACGUGUUUGCGGCACGCCAGGAUACAUGGACCCUGAAUGCCUACGUGGUGGAGGAUACACUCAACAAUCAGACGUCUAUAGUUUCGGCAUUGUUCUGCUGGACCUGCUCACCGGAAUCUGCGGCUCAGAGGCCGACCAUUUUGCGGCAACUCAAGAAGACUCGGUGGUUUUUCAUUCUUCGUGGCACGCAGCAGGGGGGGCUCUGCAAGCUUCUUUCUUGGACCUCGCCAAGGGCUGCGUCCACGUCCUUGGCAAACGGCGCCCGACAUCUCAGGCCGUGCACCAGGGCCUUCAACAGUUGCAGACGUCUUAG
Molecule: messenger RNA, 3165 nt
Organism: Symbiodinium natans
Lineage: Eukaryota; Dinophyceae; Suessiales; Symbiodiniaceae
Source: the annotation of a GenBank genome assembly